GCCCCCGUCCCCCGCCCCGGACUGGGCUCUCUACCGCCCUCCUUCCCGCUCCCACAGCUACAGCCUGCCGGGCGGGAGCGCCUGCUGCAGAGCCCCGGCUGAGGCGCUGGAGCCCGGCAGCCUCCCGCAGGCUCCGGGACUGGCCGAGGAGGAGCCCUCCGGCCUCGGAGGAGACACGCAUAUUGAUUGCAGCAGCGGAGUUGGGAGGAAGGCUGUCUCAUGUCUGUCUCUGUAGCUUGUAGUAGCUGAAGCUCACAGGUAGCCAGCCUGCGAUGCAGGGAACAGCCCCAGCCGCAACAGGAGAGAGUACUUGAAGAACAGCCAGUUUUCAUCCCGAUAUAGAUUACGUUGACCCUGACACAUCUCUGGGACCUGCAAUGACAAGUCUGAACAGUAGCCAUGCAGAGAAAACUGAUGAAAUGUCUUCAAAGCAGUCUGCCCCAAAAGUGCAAGUUCAGCGAUCUGUUUCCCGAGAUGUCAUCACCAUUCACUUCUCGGCAUUUGGGAAGGAGGAAGAGGAGGAGGAAGAGGAGUUUAAGGAGUCUCCCAAUGAUGAACUGGAUGACCAAAGCAUUGUAACAGCACUUGAAGCCAAGGAAGACCUCUGCUUUGAACAUGGUGGCCAUGAUUUUUCUGGUCCAGCUACCUCGCAUAGCAUGGUCGACUCUGCAUCCCUCUUAUCUUCGUCACCUGUGAUUUUGCCAACCGUAAACACUGUAAAGCCAUUGGAUUCUUCUUCAGCAUCGCAAGUAUUCAGUGCAGUGCCAUUAGUUCCAUCACCCUCAUCUGAUUCGUAUCAUGUAGCUAGCUCAUCAGGUGUGUUGUCUCCUUUGGAACAGAAAGCCAGCUUGUCAUCCUCCCCAUUGUCCUCUCCAUCCAAGCCAACUGUCUUGUCUAGUGCUUCAUCCACUGUUUCUAGUUCAAAGCCUUUUAUGAGUUUAGUUAGGUCCCUUUCAACAGAUGUAGAACCAAAAGAGCCCACCCCGCCCACGAGACAUAGACACUUAAUGAAAACCUUAGUGAAAUCUCUGUCCACAGACACAUCUAAACAAGAAUCUGAAGCUGUAUCCUACAAACCUGACUCUAAACUGAACUUGCACCUGUUCAAACAGUUCACUCAGCCUCGAGUUACAGGUGGCGAUUCCAAAACUGCCCCCUCUUCCCCAUUAACGUCUCCUUCAGAUACUCGUUCCUUUUUUAAAGUACCUGAAAUGGAGGCUAAAAUUGAAGACACUAAAAGACGCCUUUCAGAGGUCAUCUAUGAGCCUUUUCAACUCCUCAGCAAAAUAAUGGGCGAUGAAAGUGGUAGCCACAGGCCCAAAGCCUUAUCUUCAAGUGCUUCAGAACUCUCAAAUCUUUCCAAUUUAAAUGGCCACUUGGAAAGCAAUAACAACUAUAGCAUUAAGGAAGAAGAAUGUGAUUCUGAAGGGGACUACUAUGGAAGUGAUUCUACUCUAAAUAAAAGUAACCAGUCCAAAACUGCUGAGGAACAUGUGAAAGACACGGAGACUAAAAGCUCCCAGUCUGUAAGCACAAAGGACCCAAAUUUGAAGACUUUGCUGGUAUUGGAAAAAUGUUCUUUGUCUGCACUGGCAAGCAAAGAGGAUGAAGAAUUUUGUGAACUGUAUUCUGAAGAUUUUUUUUUAAUAGAGGAUGAAAGCAAAGUGGAAAAACCCACAGAACCUUUGCUCCAGGCAGAAAUAACUGAGGAAUAUGGUACUGCUCUCAAUAGCGAAGACGAAGUUGAUUUAUGUGUGCAGCAGCCUAAAAUACCCGUUAAGACUUUGUACUUCUUUACAAUGUUAGUCUAUGCUUAUCUUAUACUCCCUCUCCCUAGUUACUUCUGUGGACUCUUCCUGGGAGUUGCCCUUGGAUUUAUGAUUGCUAUCUGUGUGAUUUGGCUUCUGACACCAAGUGCUCGUGAAUAUCACAAACUACAUAAAAACCGGAGCAAGCAGUGGAAUACAGCAUCUCUGGACAUCAAAGAACCAGAAAUAUUGAAGGGAUGGAUGAAUGAAAUUUAUAAUUAUGAUCCAGAAACUUAUCAUGCUACAUUGACUCAUUCUGUCUACGUGCGACUUGAAGGAAGCACCUUAAGACUUUCAAAACCCAAUAAAAAUAUUUCCAGAAGGGCUAUUUACAAUGAAUCGAAGCCUGAUGUCACCUACAUUGGCCAGAAAAUUUAUGAGCUUACGGACAGCAAGAUUUAUCUGGUUCCCAAGAGUCUGGCUCGAAAACGAAUUUGGAAUAAAAAGUAUCCUAUUUGCAUUGAACUUGGUAGACAAGAUGACUUUAUGGCUAAGGCCCAGACUGAUAAAGAGAACUUAGAAGAAGGGUCACCGGCAGAGAACUUAGACUUAGGCAGUGAAGAAUCUAAGAAACCUCAAGAUGGGACAAAGCCCAUUAGUCAGAAGGAUCAGAUACUUUAUUUGUUUGGAAGAACGGGUAGGGAGAAGGAGGAAUGGUUUAGGAGAUUCCUUCUGGCUUCCAAGUUAAAGUCUGAAGCGAAGAAGCCUCUCAGCUUAUGUGGAAACAAGCCAGGGUUCUUGCCAUCACACAGUAGAACCAAUAGCCAGUCUGGAAUUCUUACGCACAGUCGCAGCAGUAGCAAAGGAAGCGGAGAAGAAAUCAUGUCCCAGCCUAAGCAAAAGGAGCUGGCAGGAAAUGUGCGACAGAAAAUGAUUUUGGACUACAGUGUAUACAUGGCAAAGUGUGUUCCACAAGAAAAUAAAAGCCCUGUGGUUAGUCCAGCCUGUAGUGCAGACAGUAGCCCUACUUCUGUGAAAAAGUUGCCAGAUAUCCAUACGGUAGCUGAAGAAGAGGAACAGGAGGCAUGGGUAAAUGCUUUGCUUGGAAGAAUAUUUUGGGAUUUCUUAGGAGAAAAGUACUGGUCUGAUCUUGUGUCCAAGAAGAUCCAAAUGAAACUCAGCAAAAUAAAGCUGCCAUAUUUUAUGAAUGAGCUAGCUCUAACUGAACUUGACAUGGGAGUAGCGGUGCCGAAGAUCCUUCAAGCCUUCAAACCUUCUGUUGAUCACAAAGGGCUUUGGAUUGAUUUGGAAAUGUCCUACAACGGGUCUUUUCUAAUGACCCUCGAGACCAAAAUGAAUUUGACCAAACUUGGUAAAGAGCCUCUUGGUGAAGCACUGAAAGUUGGAGAGAUUGGCAAAGAAGGUUUCAGGCCAAGGGCAUAUUGCCUUGCAGACAGUGAUGAGGAGUCUUCUAGUGCUGGGUCUUCAGAGGAGGAUGAUGCUCCUGAGGUGAUGGGAGGAGAAAAGCAGCUGACUCCUGGUGCAGAAGGGUAUGUUGGAGGACAUCGGACAAGUAAGAUCAUGAGGAUUGUGGAUAAAAUUACCAAGUCAAAAUAUUUCCAGAAAGCAACAGAGACUGAGUUCAUUAAAAAGAAGAUUGAAGAGGUCUCCAAUACUCCACUACUGCUAACUGUUGAAGUACAAGAGUGUAAAGGAACACUAGCAGUUAACAUUCCACCACCACCUACUGACAGAAUAUGGUACGGUUUCCGAAGACCUCCCUAUCUAGAGCUAAAAGCUCGGCCAAAGCUCGGCGAGAGAGAAGUAACUUUGGUUCAUGUGACUGACUGGAUAGAAAAGAAACUGGAACAAGAGUUUCAGAAAAUUUUUGUCAUGCCAAACAUGGAUGAUGUUUAUAUUCCUCUAAUGCACUCUGCCAUGGAUCCCCGCUCAUCUACGUGCCCUUCAAAAGAUCCAGUCACAGAGGCUGCUGAUCAACCAUGAAAUGUGAAGAUUUGCAGUGUACAGUAUUAAGAAAUUUAUUUUCAUGGUUUUUUAAACUGUGCGGUAGUUUUGUCCUUAACUUGUGCCACACCUUUUUAAAGAGGACUGCCUAUACCCAUUUCUUUGCGCUCAACAUGCCUGGUUAUUGUUCCUGUUUACUGCACUUAUACGAAGUUUAAUUCCAUUUAUAAGUUGAUUUAUUUUGUAAUGGCUGCUGUCAGGAUUUUAACUGAGGCUAAGAUGACCUGUUUUGAAGAAAAAAAAGAAAAUCUAAUUGUAAUAGAUCAAGGAGCUUGAUGACACAAAUUGUGGUCAGUUUGUGUUCAUACAUCAUGCUGCUGCAUUGAAGGGUGGUUCUUUUGCAGUAAAGGACCUGCAUGCCAAAUCCUCUGGCAGGAACAAAUGUAUACAACUGGAAGACUAUUUUUCUCUCUCAGGCAGUUGGAGGUGUAGAAUGAACUGUUUUAUGUUCUUUCACUUCUGCAGUCAAUAGCUUGUGUCAAGCCAUUGAAAUAUGAAAUCCUUUCAGGAGAAAAGAAUGUAAAUUGGAUGUAUAGGUAAUAUCGUGAAUCCAUUUAUGUGGAAUAUACAUAUUAACUUAUUUUUUUCAUACAAAGUUAAUGCUUUUUUGGGAAGCAAGUAGCCAUAAAACACACUCUCUCAAAUAUCAGUGAAGGUGGGAAUUGGUGGGGUUAUUGUGAUUAAGAAAGCAGUAGGCAAAGCCAUGAGACCAAACCAUAGCAAGCCUGCCUCAUAGUGAGGUACAAUCACCAUGGUUUGUGAUUAAUUCUGAAUGUUUAAAGAUAUGAGCACACAUGAAAAUGUCUAAAACUGCACAUACUGACCAGAAAUAAUUAUCCUAGUUGUGUAUGGAGUCUCUUAUACAAUGAAAUAAACAGUGGGAUUCUCAUAGGAGUUUCUGUUGCUGUGUUUUCCCAUGACACCAGUGUUUACAUGCAAAGCAUGGGACUAAAUUCUGAUCUGUGACAGCCAUGCAUCCAGUGACUUCAAAUCACCAGAUGUUGGUGAGGAUUUGUAGCUGUAACUGAAGGCAGAUUUUGACACCCAUGUAUUUAUUUCUCAGUUUUGUAUGUGAAAUAGGAAUUCAAGCAUUUGAAGUUGUUCAGGCUGAUCACAAGCUGGUUAUGACAGAUGUAAGGACUGUUUCUGCUAAUAAAUGGCCAAAACUAUGAGAAAAAAACUGCCUUUUUAUUUCUAUCUUGUGUGGAGAUUCAAGAUUAAAUGUAUGCAUUAAAUCAUUAACUAUUUGAACACUACAUAUCUGAUAUUUAAUGUGACUUUUUUUCCUCCGUGUUGCCAACUGUUCAUGUAUUUGUGUCAGAAUGUUUUAGUUUACAAAGGUGAGGUUUUGUAGCUCCCCUUUGACUAGCAUAAUUUGCUUUUUUUUUUCUUUUGAAAAGUAAAUUUUUACAAACUUUGUAUAUUGUGUUCAGUCCCAUUUGUUGUAAAUCAGAAUUACCUUGUGUAACUUUUUGAUGAUUUACCAUCUCUAAAUGAAGCUAUCAUAGUGAAGAUUUUUUUAAACAGCACCUUGCCUGAAACAUCAUAAAUAUAAUUAGCAUUUAAUAUAUUUAAAAAUUAAGUCUAUAUUUGAACACCUAUUUUUUGGUUACUUUUAAUUGCAAUAUUAGCAGGUUAUAUUUGUUACCUAAACUCCUGUGACCAUUCCAGUUUGUGUAUACUGUUCUGGUAUUGCGCUCAUUACUACAUAGGCAUUAUUUGCCUUUCAUGAAGUCUGCAUGUCUUGUACGCAGGUCUUUAUAUGAUUUCUAUGUGCAAUAACUGAAUUAUAAGUCAAAGGACUAGAUGCACUAAUGUGAAGAUAUCCAGAUUUGUUACACAAUUGUCAUAUUGCACUUCCUAGUCAAACUAUGUGGGUAACUAUAAUUGGCUUGCUUUGUUUUCUGAAAUAAAGUUAUCCCAUGUCAGACACAUUA
Trachemys scripta elegans is the source of this 5710-nucleotide messenger RNA. RefSeq names its product testis expressed 2 (gene TEX2). Gene Ontology annotation, cellular component: endoplasmic reticulum. Lineage: Eukaryota; Metazoa; Chordata; Testudines; Emydidae. Bases 378 to 3752 code for a protein of 1124 amino acids. The record is from RefSeq and is a predicted model, not a curated record. Gene Ontology annotation, molecular function: lipid binding. The transcript has 13 exons.